GGAUAACGAAGAAAAAGGUGGAAAUCUAUUGGAUCAAUAAGAACUCACCAGAAGUCCUUCUGCAUGCCUAACAUUUUAUUGAUAAUACUCUCUCUAAUAUAGAUUUUGUUUUCUUCUGCAUAUGCGUCAAAACCACGAAAGGUGUAUAGAUGCAAUUGAAUUAACUUCAAGGGUUAUAUGAAUAAUCAGUGAUACAUGUCAAGUCAAAAGACUAAUCAUUUUGUAUAUAUAUAAAAAAUCAGUUAACAUUUUUGUUACAGGGGAAUUUUUGUUUUAAAUGGAAGAGAGAUCAAAAUGUUUGCAAAUAGAAGUAGAAGGGGAGCUCCCAGCUAUACUGACAGAAGCUACAACAGAAGUGGUUAACUUUGACAAUCACAAAGAGAAUAGUCUUCCUCGUCCUCCUCGCUUCAUCAGUCGUUUUCAUCCUUCUCAUGCCUCUACCUCUGAUUUGGUAAAUUAUAUUAUUUGAUGUAUUGCCUUCCACACUCGCAAACUUUAGGUUAAAAAUUAUUAUAUAACUAAGUCCGACCAGAUCAUGUUACAUAUAAAUGGAUAGAAUGGUCUAGAAGUAUCAAGUUUAUCAGCGAGCAAAACAAUGGAAGCUCACAAUGAGGAUCUCAAAGAGACAAAACCCGGGAUGACGAUCAAUCAUCAAAGGAAGACAUCACUUCCAAUGCCAACUUCACCAAUUGAUCAUAUGAUCGCUGAUCCUACAUCUUCAUCAUCCGACAACAACAAAAACGGUGGGUCAACUGGAAAAUCCGUUAAGUUUCUCUCUCAGCCGGUGACCAAAGUCCCAUCCCUCUACAUUGAAACCUGCAAAGAUAAUGAUAAUGAUAGUCUUCGCCCUGAUAAUCAUCAACAUCAACAUCAUCAUCAGCAACAUCACCAGAGCGGUCAACUUCAAAAUCAAAAGCCUGCAUCGCAUAAGCUUAAGGAUCACAGGUACAACUCAUUCAAGACUUGGUCAGGGAGACUUGAGAGACAAUUCACAAGAAAACCAGCUUCUAUACCGGAGACACCAAACCGGGCUAAGGAGCAUUUAAAUACUAAUCAUGAAGCCAUGCCUGUGGAUCGAUACUUCGCUGCCUUAGAAGGUCCUGAAUUGGAGACUCUCCGGUCUCAAGAAGAGAUCGUUCUACCAAGUGAACAAACAUGGCCAUUCCUUCUCCGCUUCCCGAUAUCCACCUUCGGUGUGUGCCUUGGAGUGGGCAGCCAAGCCAUAAUGUGGAAAACCCUAGCCACUGCGAAGCCAACAAAGUUCCUACACGUAUCCCUCUGGAUACACCGGAGUCUCUGGUUCAUCUCGGUCGCAUUAGUUCUCAUCAUUGCCACUAUUUACCUCCUCAAAAUCAUCCUCUACUUCGAAGCCGUACGCCGCGAAUACUACCAUCCCAUCAGAAUCAACUUCUUCUUCGCGCCUUUCAUUUCAUUACUCUUCUUAGCCUUAGCGGUCCCACCUUUUAUAGUUACAGACUUGCCACAGUUCCUUUGGUACGUCCUCAUGUUUCCUUUCAUCUGUCUCGAGCUCAAGAUUUACGGACAGUGGAUGUCGGGUGGUCAACGCAGGCUCUCCCGAGUCGCCAACCCGACCAACCAUCUCGCAAUCGUUGGGAACUUUGUAGGGGCGUUGCUUGGUGCAAGAAUGGGCCUUAGGGAAGGACCAAUAUUUUUCUUUACCGUUGGGAUGGCUCAUUACUUGGUUCUGUUUGUGACAUUGUACCAAAGACUACCGACCAAUGAGACUUUGCCUAAAGAUCUUCACCCUGUGUUCUUCCUUUUUGUUGCCGCUCCAAGUGUUGCUUCCAUGGCUUGGGCUACGAUCACUGGCUCCUUCAACUAUGGCUCCAAAGUCUGUUACUUCAUCGCCAUGUUCCUCUAUUUCUCCUUGGCGGUUCGGAUUAAUUUCUUUCGUGGAAUCAAGUUUUCGUUGUCUUGGUGGGCGUAUACAUUUCCAAUGACUGGGGCUGCAAUUGCAACCAUCAGCUACGCAGCAGUAGUGAGGAACACUAUGACUAAAGUACUGUGUGUGAUCCUCUGUGCCAUUGCGACACUAGUUGUUUUCGCACUCCUCGUGACCACGAUCAUCCAUGUCUUUGUCCUCGGAAAUCUUUUCCCCAAUGACAACGCUAUAGCCAUCAGCAACCGCCCAAGAUCCAAACAGACUAACCACCACCGUUGGCUCGAACAGUUUAGAAACGUAAGCUCAGAGACCAUCGAAAAUUACUUGAAAUUCGCAGACUCCGACAGUAAUGAUCUAGAAGCUGCCAUUGACAAAAUUCAAGAGAAUAAUUCGACACAAUAAAAAAAUCAUAUCAUGUGUAUAGUCAGAGUCGUAGUAUACGAUUUUUGGUUUUGACUUGGUGUCACUGUGGCUGACACAAGUGAGGAACCUAGUAACGUAAACUGUUGGUUGCUAUGGUUCUAAUGAGCAUGUGUAAACUUGUAGUAACAAAAAGUAGGGAUGUCUACAAGGGUGAACUGAUCUAAAUCAGAACCAAUUUAUCCUAAGCUGGAUUUGUUAGCGGUUAACCCAAUACAGUAUGUAAAAACUUGUUUAGUUCAAAUAAAUAAAAAAGUUUUUGACUUUCGAGAGGCUAUAAUCAUUUGAUCGGCAAAUCUACAAAUGCUAUGGAGACCAACCAAAGCCAUUGAUGUCGUUCAACAAAAAGGAUCUGGAUCCGUGACAACUUACAAAUCAACAGAAUCAUCAUUUAAAAUGUAAUUCUGCAAGAAAAGUUAUUCUCUGUCAACACGAAGCUACUGCUUCUUGCAUCAAAAGCUAACACGGGAGGCUCAAACCACUCCUUGUGCCGUCUCUUAUUAGUUUUUUUUUCUUCAUUUUAUUCAUAAAUCAAGUUUUCUCAUACGAUACAGUACACACGUUUCAGUUGUUUUUAUGCAUUUAUUUCAUACACAACAAUAACAUUCCAUUGUUUUGUCAAAAAAAAGAAAAACAAUAACAUUCCAUUGGCUGACCUUGACGAGUUAUAAAAAUU
Messenger RNA from Brassica napus (rape), 2999 nucleotides. RefSeq names its product S-type anion channel SLAH3-like. The transcript is spliced from 4 exons. Bases 596 to 2305 code for a protein of 569 amino acids. Gene Ontology annotation, cellular component: membrane. Gene Ontology annotation, molecular function: voltage-gated monoatomic anion channel activity. The record is from RefSeq and is a predicted model, not a curated record. NCBI's taxonomy places the organism in Eukaryota, Viridiplantae, Streptophyta, Magnoliopsida, Brassicales, Brassicaceae. Gene Ontology annotation, biological process: transmembrane transport; intracellular monoatomic ion homeostasis.